Messenger RNA from Paraglomus occultum, 1038 nucleotides. The record is from the annotation of a GenBank genome assembly. NCBI's taxonomy places the organism in Eukaryota, Fungi, Glomeromycota, Glomeromycetes, Paraglomerales, Paraglomeraceae.
AUGGCGUCAGCCAUCGUUGACUCUCUUCUUCAUCCAUCGGAACUACUAGCGAUUGUGCAGUUCUUAAUCUCAGGUGGUGCCAGUAGACGAAAGAUAAUCAAAUGUGAUCGUUCUACUCAGACGCGAUGCUACGAGUUUCUUAAUAUGACAUCACGGUCGUUUGCCGCCGUCAUUCAAAAUCUGGAUGUUGAACUGAGAGAUGUGAUUUGCUUGUUUUAUCUCAUUCUCCGAGGAGUUGAUACAAUUGAGGAUGACAUGACCAUACCUAUAGAAAAAAAAGAUCCAUUACUUAGAGAUUUUUAUAAGAUUCUCCGUGUAGAAGGUUGGCGUUUUGAAGAAAACGGUGAUCAAGAGAGAGAUCGUCAAUUAAUGCUAGAGUUUUAUGUUGUUAUUGACGAGUUUCUGAGGUUAAAAGAAAAAUAUCAAAAUAUUCUUACGAACAUGUGCAAGAGAGUGGCAAACGGAAUGGCCGAUUGUGCAACUCAUGCAGCCCAUAAUGCAGACGGAUUAAUAACCUUAGAAGACUUUGAUAAAUACUGUCAUUAUGUUGCCGGAUUACCUGGCAUCGGGCUCACCCAACUAUUUAUUGCAAGCGGCCUUGAAACUGAACUCACGGAGAAAGACGAAGCACUUGCAAAUUCAAUGGGUCUCUUUCUUCAGAAAGUAAACAUAACCCGUGAUUACCUUGAAGACGUUAGCCAUGGUAGAUGGUAUUGGCCUAAAGCAAUUUGGUCACAAUAUACAUCGGACCUCUCCGCACUCCCGAAUCCGGGGAAUGAAAUGGCAGCACUUAAUUGCCUUUCGGCUAUUUUGUUAAACGCACUCCAACAUGUGACUCAGAAUCUGACGUACAUGAGCCGUCUACAUAACCAGAGCGUAUUUGAAUUCUGCGCUAUUCCACAGGUCAUGGCUAUUGCAACACUUACCCUGAUGUUUAGGAAUAUUGAUGUGUAUAGAAAAGUGGUGAAAAUACGCAAGGGUCAGGCGUUGUCUGUGAGUAUUUUAAAGUUACGUGAUAAUGCAUAUCGCUUAGAUUGA